This is a messenger RNA of Pollicipes pollicipes, 3061 nucleotides long. RefSeq names its product NFKB inhibitor interacting Ras like 1 (gene kappaB-Ras). The record is from RefSeq and is a predicted model, not a curated record. Lineage: Eukaryota; Metazoa; Arthropoda; Thecostraca; Pollicipedomorpha; Pollicipedidae. Gene Ontology annotation, biological process: Ral protein signal transduction; negative regulation of canonical NF-kappaB signal transduction. Gene Ontology annotation, molecular function: GTP binding; GTPase activating protein binding; GTPase activity.
CGCGUGUAGACAACUCUGGUGUCGAAUAUAGCAAAAAUUGUUGUAUAUGUUCAGGUGAAUAAAUAAGCCCAGCCUGGGUCGUUUACGGUCGCUCCUCGAUUCAGGCAUGCCACUUUUUGUGUAGGAGCAGAGGGCGAGACGGUCGUGCAGGCGGAUUAGUAUCAUUUGGGUCGGCUGGCCGUCCAGCCACGGGAUUGCUAAAAAAAUGAUCUAAAAACGGUAAGAAUGCCCUACUCCCCUAUUUUUGAAUGGCAAACGAGGAUUAACAUCACUACAGAAAAAUCCCAGGAAUGAAGCGAACAAUACCAUUCGACUAGGAUGGUGAGAUGAAUGCAUCUUUGUCUGUGAUUGCCUGAUGUAAAAAUCGGUGCAUAUUCACGCGUGUAAGUCGAAAACGUAUUCCCCUUUUGUUAGUGUGGUACGAGUAAGACGCACAGCGAACACCAUACUUUUGAGAGUGUGGUGUCCGCCGAGCCAAAUAUCGUUAUGUGCUCGUGUUUUCCCCUCGUUAUAAUGGUCUCGCAUAUUUAUCCGUGGGUGUAAGAAGUUUACGUGUAUUCACAUGCUCGGUUAUGGCGCUCUUUUUUAGUUAUUCGAUUAUGAGUCUUAUUUUCGUAAUAACUAAAACGAAUUUCGGAGUUUGUAUGUUAUGUAGUAUAAACCGCGAUUGGUAAUUAAAAACUUGCACAGAGCGCUCGAGAUUAGCGGAAAGCCAGUUGACGUUCAUAAUGUUUGGAAAUGGUGCUAAUGGACGUCAUUUCUGAACGGCUCGACGAUUAUAUUAUUCUUGGCCUUGAGCGCCGCGUGGUCUAUGGGGUGGCAGGAUGCUAAAAACGUUGGUGCAGCAUUAUGCAUGCCCCAGAGUGCUUGAAUUGUUUCGCAUAAUAUUAUCUGUAUGUGGUAGUCAGUAAAAUUCUCUUCCGAGGCAUGUAACUCAGCAAUGAGAAGGUUUUAGGUCUCGAAGGAAAGCGAUGGGAAUUUCGCCGAACGGUAUUAGGAAUGGCUAGUUCAGUUCAAAACCUCUUUCAAGUGUGGAACACUCCCCCUCCCUUAAUUGAUUUCUAUUAGCUCAGCAAUUUGUGCGCUUUCCAUAGAUUACGGCAGUAAACUAGUGGCCCCUUUUUGUUGACAUCUUUGUCAUCCGCGACUGCCGCAGAUGUCGCGCAUUCGCGGCCAAACGGGUGGCGACGGCGGGCUGGGCGGCGUGAGGGGCUGGUGAUGGUGAAAAGGCUCAGAAUAUAAUCUGGGCGUGCGUAUGCUUAUCUGGGUUUGUCUGACCGCAAGGCCAUGACAGCCUGAGCUAUGUUAAGCGCCGGAGGCCCGCAGCACUGUGAGAUCGUUGACCCCUCCGUUGGCGGUGUUCUCACGCCACUUUGACUCCAAUUAUGCGUGGGAGUUCCGGGGGUUGCUGGUACAAGAGCUUUGAUGUAGGGAUCAAAGACAGACAGUGACUGGAUGUGUACUGGAUUCUGAGCCCUACAUAAAUAUUAAAGCAGUAAAGAAGUGUGGCCUUAUUAAACAGCUGGAUUGGUUGAGUGCCAAAACAGGGCACAAGAGCUUGAGCUGAGGCAUGGGAAGAGAUACAAAAGUUGUUGUGUCUGGAAUUCGAGGUUGCGGUAAGACAUCAAUUCUGGAACAUCUCAUCUAUGGGAAUGCUGCAUCAAGGAAGCCCCCAGAUCCAACGAUUGAAGACAUUUACAUGGCACAAAUUGAAAGUGAUCAAGGAACACAGGAGCGACUUAGAAUAUUUGACACUGCUGGAUUGGAUGAAAGUGUCAAGAGAUUCCGCGCCACAGUGUUUAGCUUUGCAGAUGCAUAUGUAUUGGUGUAUUCAGUUACAAGUGAGAAGUCAUUCCGGAUGAUGGAGGAGAUGAAGAAGGAUGUGGACAGAAAUAAGGAGCGCAAGGACUCUGUUAUUGUGGUCCUGGGAAAUAAAGCUGAUCAGAUAUCCAAUCGGGAAGUAGAUCCAACGGUGGCCCAGAUAUGGGCUGCAUCAGAGAAGGUCCGUCUGUGGGAAGUCAGCAUCAAGGAUAGAUGCACUUUGUUGGAGCCAUUUGCCUACAUUGUGGCCAAAUCAAGUCCUCCAGCAAGCAAGUCAGGUUUCCCUCACCUCAAGAUGGCCAUGCGAACAAAAAGUGAUCUAGGUCACUAGUGGUAGUUGGACUGUGUCUGACUUUUCUUUUAUGUGCUAUCUACUGCAUUUGCUAUAUAUUUCAUGAAUGCUGCUUUAGGAUUGUGCUGGCUGCUAGAGAUAUUGAAAAUGACAAUCUGUGAUGUAGCUCUUAACACUGUAUGUUGCUAUAUUCUGGAGGCUUUCCAGUAUUUUAUGUUAAAAUUUUGGGUGUGGCAGCCAUGGACAAAGUGUUUAUUUUGUUAAAUGUUUACUGUUUACUUUCAUGAGACCUGCUUGGUUUUUUGUGCAGCGUAGAAAUUAUGUUUGUUCAGAAAGUGUAAUUCUUUAUUUUAUUUACUCAUCUAUAAUUUACCUAUCUAGCUCAUACUUGUUGCAAACCAAAAACCUGGUAAAUAUCCUGCCAGUUUUAAAAAAUAAGUUCCCUGCUAGAUAAAUUUGGUGAGAGGUUGGUUGUCUAUGUGAUGAUGUGUCAGUAACACAGGAUAGUGUGCAAAAUAUUUAGAAGUCAGGGAUCACUAGCAUAAUAGAAAAGCCAAAAUAAAACAUGUUCAAAUUAGGAUAACAAUAGCAUUGAAAAUAGGUAACCCAUAUACAAGUUAGUGCUAAUAUGCUUAUUAGCAAAACUGGCCAGGCUUGAUACUAAUUAUACCUUGAUAUCAGGCUACAGCUAGGUUGAGCUAAUGGGCUGAUUAUGUCAGUUGUCAUGUUACAUCACUGCAGUGACAGCUUUGGAGUCAUGUAUCUAAGCAGCAGCCUUUACAGUUGGUCAGGCUGUGUGUGCCAUUUACAUCAUUAUACUUUUGUUAUGCAGUCAGGCCUUACAAAGUGUCCAUGGCUCUGCAACAGAUGUUGUGCAUAUUUUGUUUGCAUUGAUGCAACUGGUAUCAUGUGCUAUUCCAUGAACAAAUAUAGUUUUCUUGAAUGGUA